AUGGGGCAGAGUUUGCAGCCGGAGCCGCCGGGGGAGAGGAGCGGUGGAAGGAAGCCGGCCGAGAUGGCCGGGGAGGGGUCUGAGCUGGAACAGGGCCUCUGUGUGAUUGUGGACAGCUUCUACAGAUACGCCGAGGGCCCGCCUGGAGCGAAGGCGCUGGACCAGGCGGCUUUCCAGAACCUGCUCAGCAAUGAACUGAGCCAUCAGCUCACGAACACAGAGGUCAAGGCGGCCGUGACGCGCACGUUUGAGAAGUUAGAUGCCAACAAAGACCAGAAAAUCUCCUUCGACGAGUACUGGCAACUCAUCACCUGGAUUUGCCAAGUGAUCCGACGCCGCGAUUAG
Emys orbicularis (European pond turtle) is the source of this 345-nucleotide messenger RNA. RefSeq names its product protein S100-A16-like. Gene Ontology annotation, molecular function: transition metal ion binding; calcium ion binding. The coding region runs from base 1 to 345 and encodes 114 amino acids. Lineage: Eukaryota; Metazoa; Chordata; Testudines; Emydidae. The transcript is spliced from 3 exons. The record is from RefSeq and is a predicted model, not a curated record.